AACUUUUCCCGGUUUUACUUCCAAUAUUCCGUGUUGACCACUGCACUUUUACACGACGUGUUGUUAAAACGACACCGAGAAAUGUGGCGGUAAAUUCCAAUAUUUCGGUAUGCUUUAGAUGAAAUAGAUUACAUGAACAUGAUGAAGGUGCUCCUGCAGUUGUAAAUAUUCACUGGAGUGGUUGUAUAGAUGUUAAAGUAGACAACAAAGACAAUUGAACAGACAAAAUGGAAAACAUGGAUGACGAUAUCUUUGAAGACCUUGAAAAAUUGUUUGAAGAAUGCGAUGAUGUUACGAAAAGUUUCAAUGAAUCAGCUGUGACAGAUUGCACGGUAGUUCAUAAAGCCGAGAAUGAUGACUCUCAGAGUGAUCAGGUCAGCAAGUCAGAAAUUGCACAGUCAGAUGCAAGCGAACAUUCUGUGAAACGCAGCUGGAAGAUAAUUAAGAAAGAUGAUGGAAUUAAAUCUGGAAAGUCUAGCAGUACAGAAAGGAAGUGUACUGAUGCUUCUGUAUAUGGAAAUUCUCUUCAUAAUAAAAAGGAGAAUGUAGGGAAGAUUAAACCUUUUAGGAACAAUUCUUCUUCUUUUGCUGAGUCGUCAAUGGAAGAGGGAGAAUGUUCUGCAACAUUACUUGAAGACUGCACUGUCACUGAACAGCUUGAUAACACUAAAACUGAUGAAGAAAGAAAUGGUCAAAUUCAUCAGGAAAGAAACAAAAAGGGCAAAGUCAAACCAGAGGUCAAUUAUUCUUCUUUUAUUGAGUCUUCGAGAGAAGAGGGAGAAUGUUCUACAACAAGUUUUGAAGAGGAAGAAUUGGAAACCACAGUAAAGGAAGUUUCUCCUGAACAGACAAAUGAAGACACCAUUGUUACUGAAACAAAUAAGGAAAAUAAGCAGUUACUCUUAUUUAAGCAGGAAAAGGAAGGCUUUGAUAACCACAAUAAUUUAAAGAAAAGAAAGAGAUCAAUUUCAGAAAGAAACGAGAACACUCCUAAAAGAUGUCCUGAACAGACAAAUGAAGACACUGUUAUUACUGAAACUGAUAAGGAAAAAAAGCAAUUACUCUUAUUUAAGCAAGAAAAGGAAGGCUUUAAUAACCACAAUAAUUUGAAGAAAAGAAAGAGAUCAAUUUUAGAAACAAACGAGAACACACCGAAAAGACGUCACAUUUUUAUAAGUGAUGAUGUAUUGUCCCCAAUUAGCUGCUUAAGUGGAGACAAGCGAAGAAAUACAAUUGAGAUGGCUGAAACACCACUGAUUGAGUUGAAAUUUAAUUUUCAAACAAACGAUAUUUGCAGUAGUACACCAGUCACAACAUCCCAAACAUUCUCAUUUCCAUCAGGUGGGAACUGCAGCACACCAAUUUCUGCAACAAAUACAUUCAAACAAAGUAAUCUAGCCAAAAAGGAGAUUUUGAAAUCUAAAGAGUUGCCAGAUUCUGACUCUGACUUUGAAGCCUUUAGUGAUGUUGAAGAGGUAGCUGGUAAACAUCAGACUGUAGAUGAACUUAUUGCCGAAAUUACUCAGUUGUGUGGAGAUAUCGAUGAAGCUGCAGAAGGUGAAAGUAGUGAUAAUGAUGAAGUCAGAGAGAAAUCAGAUAAGACUGUUAGUAAAAUUGAAGUUAGUGACCUCAUAAAUGAAUGGAAGACAAGAAGUUCAUGUGAAAGUGCUUCUGAAACAGAAGCAAGUAGUUAUAGUGAUAUAACUCGUUACAAACUAGUAAAUGAAUGGAAGACAAGAAGUUCAUGUGAAAGUACUUCUGAAACAGAAGCAAGUAGUUGUAGUGAUAUAACUCGUUACAAACUAGUAAAUGAAUGGAAGACGAGAAGUUCAUGUGAAAGGUCUUAUGAUACGGAUGUAGGUAGUGAUGGUGAUAAAACUCUUACAGAAAAUGUUGAAGCAUGCAGUCAGAAUGAAGGAACUGAGACAGGAGAUAGUGAUAUAGAAAACCUAACUGUUUUAUCAGCAGUAGGCAGCUUCAAAAUGAGUGAAAAAGAAAAUAAAAAUGAUGAAAAUUUAACUGAAGAUAAGGGUGGUAGAUUUACUGCAGAGGUGACAGUUUCUAGAAUUGAAGUAGACAAAAUCAAUGAAACAAAUAGAGAAGUUAUUGAUAUGGACAUAAGUGAUAUCGAUGGUCAAGAUUUGCAGUAUGGGGAAGAUUUAUUAAACCUAGAUGAUUAUGAUGAUGAAGGUUUCGUAGAUGCAAAUGUUUUAGAAAAGUCACACAUCACUAAAGAAUUAAAUCUUACCAUGAAGGUCAAAGAUGCCACUGAAAACAAUAAUAAUGUUACAGAUAAAGGACAGGAAAUUGGAGAAUAUAAAGAUUCACUGUUUGAACUAGUAAGUGGUCUCAGGAAAGAGGCAGGGGACAAAACUAAAAGUGUUGAGAAAGCUAAGAAGGAUAUAAAUGAAAAUGUUGUGAAAGGGUUAGAUUAUGCUACCUUUGAUACAUCCAUAUACAGAAAGAAUGAGAACACAGCAAUCGAAAGAGAAAUAUGCAGGCGAUGGGGAACAAAUGGGUCUGCAGACCCAGAUUUGAACUUAACCGUAGCCUCAACAAAACGUAACAGAUGUAAUGAAACUGGGGAAGAGCCAGAAUCUGGAUUCCUCGAAGGCGAUAGAGUUGUUUGCACAUAUCUCUACGAGGAAGAGAUUGUUUCAUCAUUUCAACAUUACGGAAAAACUGAAGGUCAAAGUGAUCUUUGUUAUAUGACUUUGGAAAAUUUAUUGAGAAAAUUACACAAUCAGAAAAAUAUCCUUGAAAACAUGAAUAAACAGUCACUGUUGAACAUAAAAGGUGAAUUGCAGUGGCAGCUAAGUGGAACGAAGCAACGGCAUCGUGAGGAGAUGGAGGCUUUGAAGUACAGACAAGCUAUGGAAGAUGAGCGCUUUAGGUUUAACUCGAGGAAUCAGUUUAAUGUCAUGGAAUUUCAGCACAGACUUAUGCAGCUGCGACAGGAUCAUAUUUCCCAACAAGGUAGAUUGAAAGAACAUCAUCAGAAUGAAUUCUGUGCCGUUCGUUCACGUGGAAUGGAGACAUUACAUGAGGAAAUAGGUCGUCAUUCUGCACAGUGUGAACCUAUAGAUCAACUUAUAGAGCAGUUGGAAAAACCAGAGUCUCACUCCAAAUAUUCACCGCAAAAAUAUGGGCCUCCGAUUGUUGUCAGUCUCAGAAAAGGGCCAUGCAAGGCAACUCACGGGCGGCAUUCGACUGUACCAGUUUGUUUAUCUGCAGCAAUAGCACAAGCGGUGUCACUGGAAGAUGAUUUGUAUGAUCAUUAUUAUGGGUACUAGACUAGUUGUCAAAUAAGCCAGAUAUAAAGAAGAUUUUUUACUCACAGCAUCAUUUAAAAGAAGUUGUGUCAAAGUCUCAAAGAUGGUAACAGUUGUGUUAAAGAGGCUUUAAAUUAAUUUCCUGUUAUACCAUUGUUAUCUCAACAGAGCACAACAUGCUCAAGUUGAGGUGUUGUGAUCAUUCACCAUCUGUUUUUUUAGUCUAGAUUUUCAAUAGCAUCGCAGAAACUAUAAGAAAUUGAUGACACCGCUGGUCCAAUUUUGAAAUAAUUUUACCCAAGUUGUCCUUAUUUAACCUUCUACCAAGAUUAUCUAAAUUAUUCCGAUUUGUUGAAACAUGGCUGCCAGGGGGCACAGUCACUUUUCCCUAUUUGUAUAUAGUUGAAACUUUUAAAAUCAAACAUGGAAGACAGGGGGCGUGGACACUUUUUCCCUAAAUGUAUAUAGAAAGUAGAAACCUAUAAAUCUUCUAAUGCGGAACUGCUGGCACGAUUUUAAAAUGAUUUACACAAAUCUUUUUUAGCUCACCUGUCACAUAGUGACAAAGUGAGCUUUUGUGAUCACCCUUUGUCCGUCGUCAGUCCGUCCGUGUGUGCAUCAACAAUUUCUUGUCUGCACGAUAGUGGUUUCAUUUAUGAUUUUAUUUUAACCAAACUUGCACACAACUUGUAUCACCAUAAGAUCUCAGUUCCUUUCUUGAACUGGCCAGAUCCCAUUAUGGGUUCCAGAGUUAUGGCCCCUGAAAGGGUCAAAAUUAGCUAUUUUGAACUUGUCUGCACAAUAGCAGCUUUAUUUAGGAUUUGAUUUUUACCAAACUGGCACACAACUUGUAUCACCAUAAGGUCUUGGUUCCUUUCUUGAACUGGCCAGAUUCCCUUAUGGGUUCAAGAGUUAUGGCCCCUGAAAGGGCCAGAAUUAGCUAUUUUGACCUUGUCUGCACAAUAGCAGCUUCAUUUAUGAUUUGAUUUUAACCAAACUUGCACACAACUUGUAUCACCAUAAGAUCUUGAUUCCUUUCUUGAACUGGCGAGAUUCCAUUAUGGGUUCCAGAGUUAUGGCCCCUGAAAGGGACAGAAUUAGCCAUUUUGACCUUGUCUGCACAAUAGCAGCUUCAUUUAUGAUUUGAAUUUAAUCAAACUUGCACACAACUUGUAUCACCAUAAGAUUUUGAUUCCUUAGUUGAACCGGCCAGAUCCCCUUAUGGGUUCCAGAGUUUUGGGCCAAAAUUAGCUAUUUUGACCUUGUCUGCACAAUAGCAGCUUCAUUUAUGAUUCGAUUUUAACCAAACUUGCACACAACUUGUAUCACCACAAGAUCUUGGUUCCUUUCUUGAACUGGCCAGAUUUCUUCAUGGGUUCCAGAGUUAUGGCCCCUUGAAGUUCCAAAAUGGCUAUUUUGGCUUUUGCAGCCAUAUAGAGACUUCAUUUAUGGUUUUAUUUGAUACAAACUUCCAAAAUAACUUCAACAACAAUAAUUCUUGGAUUCCAUGACAAAUCAGAUCCAAGCGUAGGUUCAGAGUUAUUUUAUAUUUGAUUACCUCCCCUGAUUGUAAUCAAAAUGGAUUUAUAUCAGUAAGUACUUAAAGGACUUAUUUGAAAUUUUGUUAUUGUCAUUAGUUGGACUGAGCCAAUCAGGGUAGAUAACUAUGGACUGAUUUUAUGUCAAAUUACCUCCCUUUAUUUCAAAUUAGUAUUGGUAUAUCUCCGUAACUAAUGAAGAUACUGAUCUGAAAUUUCAUUUAUGUCAACAGAUUUAUUUGGCAGAUCCUUCUUCUGUUCACUUGCAAUAACUUUUUUUUAAAUUACUUCCCUUUUACAUUACUAUAAAUAGCUUACUUUUAGUAACUUUUUUAUUAUUGGCCAUAGGGAAAAACUGAGACCACUUUUCUGUGGUACAACAUGGAUGGUACCUCCAAUUUUUAGGUGUAUUUUGACAUAUCUGUACCUUGUAAGAAUUGUUUUUUUCUUUUUGGUUAAAUUUCUUCCUCUUGUUGUUACUGUCCUUUGGACUUAGAUAUUUUUUCUGAGGACCUCCUUGUCCUCAAGUGCAGUGAUAACAGGUGAGCGAUAUAGGGCCAUCAUGGCCCUCUUGUUUUUUUUGUGACCAUCUACUUAGAUUCUGAUUUGUCAAAAACAACAGCUGUCAGAAGUUGUGGUCACUUUUCGUAUUUGUUUGAACAACAUUUCCAAAACCACUGAAUCGAUUUUGAAGAAACUUGAUACAAAUGAUCUCUGGUUGGCCCUUUUUCAAAGUUGUUCCAGUUCAUUGAACAUAUGGGUCACUAUGGUUAAAAACAGUUUUCAGCUAUAAAACAUUAAAACUCUUCUUCUCUAAAGCAAUAAUAGCAAGAGCCUUGAUAGUUGGCAUGUGAUAUCAGGGGUUUGACUACCAUAAUUGUUCAAAUUAUUGCCCUAGGGUAAAAAAUGGCCACACCCCUGGGUUUAACGUGUAUAUUCUAUAUUCUUAUAUAUAAGAAACUUUGAAAAGUUUCUCUGAAGCCAUAAUAGCUAGAGCUUUGAUAAUUAUGCGAUACUAGUGUUUGACUCUCUACCACGAUUGUUCAAAUUAUUACCCUAAGGUAAAAACGGCCAUGCCCUUGUGUGUGCUUGUACUUGCUAUAGGUUGAUACAUGUAUAUAAGAAUCUUUGAAAAUCUUCUCUGAAUGAAAAUCUAGAGCCUUGAUACUAGGUGUGUGAUAUCAGGGUUUGACUGUUUGCUGUAAUUAUUCAAAUUAUUGCCCUAGAUUAAAAAAGACUGUGCCCAUUUGUGUGACAUGUAUGUAAUAUAGGUUAAUAUAAAAAAACUUAGAAUAUCAUCUUCUGAGUCCAUAGUUUCUACAGCCUUGAUAUUUAUAUAAACCCAACUCUGCUUGUACUUAAAAAUUAUACAGGCAUGAAGUCUUUUGCUCAGGUGAGCACUUAAGGGUCAAUGAACCUUAAGUUUUCAAAAAAAAAUUGGCUGCCAGAGGAUGUGGCCACUUGUCUUUGUUUAUACUGAAACUGGAAAUACCCGAAACUUGUGGCCAAGUUUAAAAAGAACUUUAAACAAUAUUUGCUGUGAUGACCAUUUACAGCAGCCAUAACUAAGAAUAGAAAACUUUGAACAAUAUUGCUGCAUUGCUUUUAAAAUAAUUUCACGGUUAUGUUCCUUUGGUGAUCUUCUACCAAGAUUGUUCAAAUUAUUCAAAUUUAUCAUAAGACAUGGCUGCCUGAUGGUAUUUUCCCUAUAAGUAUAUAGUGGAAACUUUGAAGAUCUUCUUGUCAGAAACAGUGGGUCCAGUCUUAAUAUCAUUUCACAAAUGAUCCUAAUGUGACAAUAUCCCAAGUUUAUUCAAACUAUUCUUUUUUAUCAACACAAAUUUAGUCACCAAAGGUAUAGUCACUUUUCUAUACAUUAUUUUGAUUCCUCAAAAAAUGAGCCCACAGCUUAGAACAUUAGGGAGAGCACAGAUCUAAGGGUAAUGGAGUUGUGUGUUGGAGGCCCAGGAAUGCAUGUGUUCUCUGUGAUGAUUUGAUAAAAGACAUUGUGUCUUAAGUUCUUUUUCCUCCUCCAGGUCCUCUGGUUUAUGUGGAGAAAUUGGUGGUUACAAAGGUACUUCUGGAAAACAUGGAAGUACUGGUACAAAAUCCAGGAACACUGGUUUGGUUAACUGCCUGUUGUUGCAUAACUGAGAUACUGUUGAAAUAUGGUGCUAAACCCCAAAUAGACAAACAAACAAACAAACAAAUAUAAACAAUAUGGGCACCAGACAUAGUCACCUACAUGUAUGUAGUUGAAACAUGGAAACUGCUGGCCUGAAUUCGAAGUCAUUUCACAUGACUGAUCCUUGGGUGACCUCUCACCAAUAAUAUUUAAGUAAAAAAAAGAAGAUAACAUUCAGUAGGUGUUGUCACAUUUUCCUAUAUGUAGUGGAAACUUCAAAAAUCACGUAAGACACUGCUGCCUGACUUAAUUUUAGAAUAAUUUUACACAAAUAAUCAUUCGGUGACACUUCAUUAAAGAUGCUCAAAAUAUUCUGAUUGGUCAGAAAACAUGCCCUGUUUAAAAUUUUGGGAAUAAUUUGGUGGGGGUGGGGGUGGGGGGGAUCACAGUGACCUUGAGAUUGAAAAUGAUUUCAGAUCAUUUACUGUAGAGAUCUUGGGCCCUGUUUGACUUCAUAAGAAGAUUGCCAGUGGUCAGAAGUUGAACAAUAUUUUCUAAGUUCAAAGAUCAAGGUCAGAGUGACCCUGAGUCUGAAAAUGGUUUCUAGAGUGCUUAGACCAACAGCUUAUAAACUGGUCAAUGUUCAAGGUCACAGUAACAUAUAAGACUGAAUAAUUAUAUAUUUUAAAAAUCAUUAUGCCAAAGGUCAAUUUGACAAAGUUCAUAGUUGUUUUAGGUAUGAAAAUGGUUUAAGAUUGAAAAUAAAAUCUGGAGAGAUCUUUGACCUACAGCAGUAGCGGUUGACCUCGUCUAAAUGAAAUACUGUGGUCAGGAGAUGGCCCGACUUUGUUUUUGGUGUCAACAGCUCAAUUGAAGAUCACGGCUUACUUAAUACUAAGAAUUACACACCUGUGGAAAGGGAAAUUGAUGUAGAUUUGAUUAACCCUGUGUUAUGUAAAUGAACUUUUAAAGGUCUUAGAAGUGUUACAGUGUGUAAAAUUUGGACAAAAUCAAAUAAAAAUAUUGUGAAUUAACAUUAA
Mercenaria mercenaria is the source of this 7975-nucleotide messenger RNA. RefSeq lists its product as uncharacterized. The transcript has 4 exons. NCBI's taxonomy places the organism in Eukaryota, Metazoa, Mollusca, Bivalvia, Venerida, Veneridae. The record is from RefSeq and is a predicted model, not a curated record. The coding region runs from base 228 to 3293 and encodes 1021 amino acids.